CCCUGGCCUGGUAACACAGUGCCUGGCCAGCCCAGGGGCCUGGCAACCCAGCCUGUCCUCAGAUCUGAGACGGAACCCAGCUUCCAAUGCUUCCUGAUUGUUCAUUUCCAAAAGCCGCUAAGCACAAGAGGCAUCUUGAGCGCCUCUUCUACCACUUCCAACAGGUCAAGGAAUAGGACUCGCUAUCGGACCAAAGCCAUGAGCUCUGAGGUGGAUGAGAGCCUCUUUGGAGCUAUCAAGCCCCUGACCCAGGGCCAGAGCAACAGCCCCAUCGUGCUGCUCCGAGAUAAGCAUACCAUUGGGAAGACUCUCAGUGCCCUGGGCUUGGACCACAAGCCAGAGACCAUCCAGCUCAUCGCUCGCGGCAUGAUCCGAGAGCUCAUUGUUCCCAAGGAGGAUCCCUCUGGGGAGUCCCUAAUCAUCAGCCCUGAGGAGUUUGAGCGGAUCAAAUGGGCAUCCCACGUCCUGACCAGAGAAGAGCUCGAGGCCAGGGAGCAGGCCUUCAAGAAGGAGAAGGAAGCCAUCGUGGAUGCAGUGACGACACGCAAGCAGAUCAUAAAACAGAAGGAAAUGGUGUGGAGGAACAAUAAGAAGCUCAGCGACCUGGAGGAGAUGGCCAAGGAGCGGGCCCAGAACCUCCUGCAGAGAGCCAGCAAGCUUCGAAUGGAGCAGGAGGAGGAGCUCAAGCACAUGAACAAGGUCAUCCUCAAUGCCAAAUGCCAUGCCAUCCGGGAUGCCCAAAUCCUGGAGAAGCAGCAGAUCCAAAAAGAAUUGGAUGCCGAGGAGAAGCGAUUGGAUCAGAUGAUGGAAGUGGAAAGGCAGAAAUCCAUUCAAAGGCAGGAGGAACGGGACAGGAAGAGGAGGGAGGAAAGAGUACGAGGAAGACGGCACAUUGUGGAGCAGAUGGAAAAGAACCAGGAGGAGAGAUCGCUGCUUGCUGAGCAGAGGGAGCAGGAGAAGGAGCAGAUGCUGGAGUACAUGGAACAGCUCCAAGAGGAGGAUCUAAGGGAUUUGGAACAAAGGCACCAGCAAAAACUGAAGAUGCAAGCUGAGAUUAAGCGCAUCAAUGAUGAAAACCAGAAACAGAAAGCAGAGCUGCUGGCUCAGGAGAAGCUGGCAGACCAGAUGGUGAUGGAGUUCACCAAGAAGAAGAUGGCUCGAGAAGCAGAGUUUGAGGCUGAGCAGGAGAGAAUCCGGAGGGAGAAACAGAAGGAGAUCGCCCGCCUGAGGGCCAUGCAGGAGAAAGCCCAGGACUACCAGGCAGAACAGGAUGCCUUGCGGGCCAAGCGCAAUCAGGAGGUUGCAGACAGAGAGUGGCGGAGAAAAGAAAAGGAAAAUGCGCAGAGGAAGAUGGAAACAGAGGCCAAACUGCGGAAAAGUCGGCUGGAACAGGUGGCUUUCAAGAAGCACACUCUGGCUGUUCAGGUGCAACGGGACCGGGAUGAGUUCGAGAGGAUUCUUCGGGCUCAGAGAGAGCAGAUUGAGAAGGAGCGGCUGGAGGAGGAGAAAAAGGCCACAGGGCGCUUACAGCAUGCCAACGAGCUCCGGCGCCAGGUGCGAGAGAACCAGCAGAAGCAGGUGCAGAACCGGAUCACCACCUUUGAGGAGGGCCAGCGCCUCAAAGAGGAGGCCCAGAAGCGGCGUGAGCGCAUUGAUGACAUCAAGAGGAAAAAGCUUGAAGAGCUGAGAGCCACUGGCCUUCCUGAGAAGUACUGCAUUGAAGCUGAGCGCAAAGCUAACCUCCUGCCGGCGACCUCUGUGAAGUGAGGGGGGCCUCCGUGACCCUUGGCAUGCCUUCGGGGGACAAAUUCUGCCCAGUCUCUGGGGCCCAUAGUUGCUGCUAACCUAGACAUUUCACAGUUACAGAUUAAAUCUAUUCUACUUCUCUAA
Molecule: messenger RNA, 1890 nt
Organism: Lemur catta (Ring-tailed lemur)
Lineage: Eukaryota; Metazoa; Chordata; Mammalia; Primates; Lemuridae
Gene: CFAP45
Product: cilia and flagella associated protein 45
Exons: 12
Coding region: 199-1767 (522 amino acids)
Source: RefSeq, a predicted model, not a curated record